Nakaseomyces glabratus is the source of this 2490-nucleotide messenger RNA. It is a transcript of the gene SCD5, whose product is annotated as Scd5p. The record is from RefSeq and is a predicted model, not a curated record. NCBI's taxonomy places the organism in Eukaryota, Fungi, Ascomycota, Saccharomycetes, Saccharomycetales, Saccharomycetaceae.
AUGUCCUUUGACUGGCUGAAUGUUCCGGGAUUGAACACUGCCACUGAUGACAGACAGAAUAGCACCUUGCCAACUGUGUCUUUUGAUUUCGGUGUUACUGAUGAUUCAAGUAAAGAGCAAGGAAUGCAUUUCCUUGAUGAAACUAUGAAAAGCAGCAGUGAUCCGUCUUUGGUUAGAAAGCUGGAUGAAGCUAACAGUAAACUUGAUGUACCUCCCGUUUCCGGCGCUUACUUGCAACAGAACGGAUUACAUCGUUCUCAGGAAGCACUGGCAACUGAGGAAGAUCACAAAACACAGAAGUCAAACAUCAAUGGAAAUCGUUAUCACAAUCCAAUUCAUGAAGAAGAAGAUUCAUACGUUGAAACACCCGAUGACUUGAGAGUACCACUCUCACUAUCACAAAACCAAUUAACGCACGAAGAGCUUCGAACCUACAUUAGGUGGUACAACUAUAUUACUGCCAGAACUCAUGGAAAAUUAAUAAAGCUGGCAGAUGUAUUCCAAUUUUUAGCAAAUUUUAAUGUCAGAGAAGAGUUGAAGAAAAGAAUAUUUAAGAUAUUUAGGAGUUGUAAAAACGCUCUGAACAUCGGCCAAUUUUUUGCGGUUUUAAGGCUGCUUGCAAGAGCUAUGCUGGAGGAUAUGCUACCUAGUAGAAAGAUGAUCCUAGAGAAAGCUCCAAUACCGAGACCGAGACCAAUUUUGAAUAAAGAAGGUGGAAAUGAAUUUUAUGAAGAAGUUGAAGAAGAUGUACCAGCUUCAAGUGGAACUACAACUUCAAAUAAUCAACCACCUGGAGAAAAAGUUGACUUUGAUUCUUUCGCAUCUUUAUUACUUACUGGAAAAACAGUUAGAAAGAGGAUCAGGCGGAAGGUUAAGAAUUCUGUAUUCAAGAAUAAAAAGGUGAGAUUUGCAGAAAAGGUUACAUUUCAAGACGCACCACAUUACGGCAAAGACAAACAGAAUAAGGACACAUCUACCACUACUGACGAUGACUCUUCUUAUGUGAGUACCGAUGAGCCUUUAGACUUAUCACUGCCUAUGGAUCAACUACUCAAAGUGAUUGCCAAAAGGAAAAAGAAUAGCGCUUUGGUAUCAUCGGUUCCUACAGAACAACAGGAAACCGAAGAAGAAAGAGAGAUCUUAAGCGAUAUGAAAGACUCACUGUCACAUUUCAAACAAAUCCAGGGACCUGAUUCAGUCACACAAAUCCCACCUUUGGUUGCACAAGGACAACAAUCUACCAUCUUUAAUACCGGUUAUAAAGUGACAGGUGAUCAACCACCAGCCCAAACAACUAGCCAACCUCAAGAGCCUGUACUAGAGCCACUCAAACCAACUGCAACAGGUUCAGCUAAUCAUUUAAUGAAAUCACAUAUGAGCCCAAAUAGUAUACCAGGUGCGUUUGAUAGCCAACCUGUUCAGGUACCAGCGAUACAGGCUACUUCCUCGGACGUCCUAGAACCACUUAAACCUACGGCUACUGGAUCUGCAAAUUACUUAAUGAAACAACAAUUCAAACCAGUCGAUAACCAACAAACUUCCGGUAAUAUUGGCCAUGUUGCUUCACCGCAACCAGUUGGUGUGACAUUUCAAAGUACAGGUAAUCAAUUAAAUCAACCAACACAUCUGGAUCUACGGAAUAGAUCUCCUCUUCAAAAUCUACCCCACCAAUCUCAACAACAACAUUUAGUCCCGCAAGCAGUAAAUUCUCAACCACAGCAACAGCAGCUGCAUCAACAAGGAAUCUUACAGCCCCAGGUACAUCAAAGUACGCAACAACAUAUCAACAAUUCUUUACAACAGCAUUUGCCCAAUAACAAUCCAACUAAUUUGUCCGCGCCCAAUGCAAAUUUGAAUUCUCCGCCUUUGGAAUCACCAGGAAUGUUGUAUGCAAGCAACGCUGCAUCAAAUUAUUUCCAAUCACUAUUAUCUAAUUCUCCAUCACCUAAUGCUAGCCAGGCCAACAUUCAUACUACCAUAAACUCGAAUAUGUCAUCAGGAAUUCAACCCAAUAGGCAACCAAAUGUACAGUCUAAUGCCAAUGGCCACUUAAGCCCAAAUGUGUCUUACGGUAAUAACAUGCAAAUGUCAACUCAAGGCCUGCAAAACCAGGGGUCCAAUAUGCAACAAAUGCAAAGCCAACAACUGCCAGUCUAUUCCAACCCAACAGGGACCACUAAUUACCAAUAUCCAGGACCAGGGAGCUUACAGAGACAAAACUCUCAGCCAGUCAAUUCUCAGGCUCAUAGACCAUCCUUCAGCUCCAUGCUACCACCUCAACAACAAUAUUUCCAAUCCGAUACACAGAACACCAACUACCAGAAUCAAGGGCAUGCGAACCAGCACAUUCCUAUAAAUAACAACAAUCAAAGCUACCACAACAUGCAAAAUAUCCCAACUGGACAGAUGUCUACACAAGAUAUACUAGGCGACCUGCAAUCGUUAAAGAAUCAAGUUGAUGCCCUACAGAACCAAUAUGGCCGUUUAUAG